Messenger RNA from Solanum stenotomum, 1969 nucleotides. RefSeq names its product protein OBERON 3-like. NCBI's taxonomy places the organism in Eukaryota, Viridiplantae, Streptophyta, Magnoliopsida, Solanales, Solanaceae. The transcript has 2 exons. The coding region runs from base 222 to 1826 and encodes 534 amino acids. Gene Ontology annotation, cellular component: nucleus. The record is from RefSeq and is a predicted model, not a curated record.
GAGAGAGUGUGCGUGUGAAGACGCGGGACAGGUAUGAACUGAAUAAACUUUUAGCUCCGAAUUUUUCAAUUUGGGAGAUUUCCAGGAAAAGGGUGUUCAAUUUCUUGGCAUAUCAAAUGCAAAAUGGCUGCUAGGGACUUGUUGUUUUGAAAAUUCCAAACUGGGUUUUCCAGGUAAACAAGUUUUUGACAAGAAUUUCUUGAAUUAUUUUGAGGGGAAAUAUGGUUAGUUAUAAGGGUAAAGAAAAAAUUGUUUUUGAUGAUCAGAAUGAGGAAAACAACAUAUGGGUAGAUAGGAAUUUUCUUCAGUUAAAUGAGUAUAAAGGGAAUUCCUCUAAAAGGGUAGCUGAAAAUGAGGAAAUUCAGACAGAAAUUACUGAAAAGAUAUCAAAAGAUGGAAUCUUUGAUCUUUCCUCUAAAAGGGUAGCUGAGAAUGAGGAGAUUCAGGCAGAAAUUAGAGAAAAGAAGCUAAAAGAUGGAAUCUUUGAUCUUUCUUUAUCUUGCCCUAGCAUUAGUAGGAGUUUACAAUCAGUGGAACCAUCAAAUAACAACACAAGGAUUGGGUAUUUCAGGAAUGGGUCCUUGUCGUCGUGUUAUUCCCAUCCGUUUUCCCAUAACCUUAGCUACUCACUUACCCUGAGUUCAAAAGAGGAUAGUGAGUAUUCCGGGGAGGGAGUUAACUGGUCGGUUUUUAGCAAGUUUAGGCCAGUUGAAGUAAGGGAUUGUACAUUGCCAGGUCAUCCUGGUGGAAGUAGUUUAGCUUUAAGUUGUAGACUGCAGGUCAAUAAGGAUAAUGAUGUUGAUAGGAUCAGUAGCUCGGAUAGCAAUUCAUAUUUCUCAUUCGAGUUUCCUGUAAGACCUACUGGUGAUUCGAGAGUAAGAGGAAGUAUUGAAGUAGGAAGAGCACUCCAAUUUUCUCAGCCUGAGAGAAUCCUUGCGGAGAUAGUUUCAGAGUCUGUUCCUCUUAUGGCUCAGAUUCUGCAGGAGCUUCCUGAUGAAACGGUUGAAUCAACAAAGGAUUACUUGAGAAGCCUAAUUGCAAUUCCUGAGAAGAAAGACCUUUUGGUCAGCCUUCAGAAUAUGCUUCAUCGGAGAUCUGAUCUUACUGUUGAGACUCUCUUAGAGUGUAAUACGACUCAACUACAAAUUUUUGUUGCCAUAAAAACGGGCCAUAGAAGUUUCUUAUCUUUGGAAAAUCACCUUCAAGCUACUGAAUUGAUUGAGAUUUUUUCACAUGAAAGGUGUCGGAACAUACGAUGCAAAAGUGUGUUACCUGCUGAUGAUUGUAAAUGCAAAAUUUGUUCGAGAAACAACGGAUUCUGCUCUGUAUGCAUGUGUAUAGUAUGUUCUAACUUCGAUUAUGCCACUAAUACUUGUCGUUGGGUAGGCUGUGACAGAUGUUCACACUGGUGUCAUGCUGUUUGCGCUGUUCAGAGAAAUCUUAUAAAGCCAGGUCCAAGUAUCAAUGGGCCAUCUGGAACAACUGAGAUGCAACUUCACUGUCUUGGUUGUGGUCAUUCUAGUGAAAUGUUUGGAUUUGUUAGAGACGCAUACAUGCAUUGUUCAAAGGACUGGGGUGAGGAAACUCUAAUAGAAGAGCUUGAUUAUGUUCGAAAAAUUUUCAAUGGGAGUGAAGAUUUUAAAGGCAAGGAGUUGCAUGCUAUAACUUAUGGGUUGCGUAACAGGCUUGAGAAAAAGAUGAUCUCUCCUUCAGACGCCUGCGAUUUCAUCUUUCAUUUUUUUAAAUACACGGAUGGUUUGUCGCAGUUUCUUUUAUCCAGUUUUCCUGCAUCCAUCCCUCUGGCUGAUGAAUUUCCUUCAACAUAAUGAGCUCUUCAAAUGGAAGAAAAGGUAGAUUACUGCUGAUCAUCAUCAAAACGAUGCCAAGGAGCCCUCUUAAGUCUAAUAGAAUGAUCGAGGAUGAAUUGUUCAACCAUAAAAGAAAGAUGAAGGGGAAAGAAAACAUAUGA